GUUAAUGUGAGUAACUUGUUUUAUUUAUUCUGAAACUGAGUGUUUCGUGCAGAAAACAAUGCAUUUUCCAUACGGCCUCUUGAUAUCUUCUGUGUUAAAGGAAUUUUUUUUAGGUUCGGCAUGUCCGAUGAAGAGACUGGUGGCCCCUCACGUUAUGAAACAAAUUAUUCCAUACCCAGUGUGAAUAGUGAAUGGAACAAUGUAGUUGAACUUUUCCACGAACUUAAAAGUUUGCUUGACAACUGCAACAGAGAAGCACAACACUCUUGGGCAAUCAUCGACAAAGUCAAAAGGAGUGCUUCUAUUAUUACAUUAGAGCUUGAAGAUCUGGGGAAAGAGAUCAGCGAUAUAGGAAUAUGCAAUAAAAGCAGUGAGACUUCUACAUAUAUAGGAAUUGAACCUUACAGCGACCAUCUUUUAGGAUCAUUACAAUGUAGAAAAAACUGUGGCAAAUUGUCUUCUGGCAGAGCUAUAACAUCCUCAGAUUCAGACCCGUCAGCCAAUAAUGAAAAUAACAAUGUGGAAAACCGAGAUAAAGACAAUGUAAAUGAACCGAGUGAAAAAUUUGAAUGCAACAACAGCUGUUAUUUAAUUGAAACAAAUGCAUGUGAAAAUUCAACUGAUGGUCAAGCUUCUUAUGACAGCGAAGGAAGUCAUUUUACAUCAGCCAGAUACAAUGGCAUCUCAAAUCGAUUUUCUUCAAGGAAAAAUUGGAGAUUAUCAUCCCUUGCAGAAUCGGAUGAGGGAAUUUCUAUCGUCUCAAAGGAAAAAGAAGAAAUUCUUAAAAAUAUUAAAAAACCUAAAAAUGAUGUUAUAAACGUGAAACUGAACUGUAAAAAUAAUAAAAUUAAAAGUUAUGAUGAAUCAAAACCUGAUUCGGAAAAUUCUUCAGACAGCGUGCCAAUAAAAGCGCAGCAAGUGAAACCAAAUAUUAAAGCAGAAAUUCUUCACAAUACUGACAAACUACAAUCAUCAGAGGGUUCUACAAUUGAAGAUGGCAGUGAUUUUACUGUGCAAAGUGACGAAAAAAAUAUUGCAUCACAAAAUUGCUCCCAAACGACAACAACAGAAGAACAAUCCGUUAUUAAUACAUCCCGAUGUAAUAAUAAUGAUAAGCCGCAAUUAUUAAAUUCUAUAAGCAAUUUGACUGAAGAGGAUGUUAAAGAUGAAGUGAGCCAAGAAUCUAAAAGCGUUGUUUCUAAUGAUGCAGAGUUGAAAGAAAGUAAAAUAGCAGAUCCAGAUAUUUGUGCCCAAGCAAAAAAAGAAAAAAGUACUAGUGAACAAGAGGAUAAUUUAAAACCUCCAGUUAACUAUUUUCCAGAAAGUGAUGAUUAUAUAGAAACAAUAUUGUCUCCAAAUUGUGAAAAGGCUAUGUUUGGUCAGAAGAAACCGAUAAAAAAAUAUUUUGAAACUGAAAACGAGUAUUUGAAACCUAAUAAGAAUAUCAUUGUGAAUCCUUCAUAUAAUGAUGAAAAAGAACAAUACAAUAUACAGUUUUGUGUCCCUUUCACUGACAGAGUUUGUUAUAGUGCUUUAACAAAAACUAAUUGUACCAAUGUUAAUCCUUAUUAUAAAGAUGAUACCCAGUUAUCAGGACAAACACAAAAACUUCCUCCAAUUCCUCAAAGAAGAAUACCUGUUAAAUACUGUGAAUUUUCAAAUGUCAAAUCUAUAGAAGGGAAAAAAACUGUUGUCGGGUGUGUAAAAAGUCAAAAAAAUAGUCUUAGACCUAUUUACAAAGUAAAAAAUAUGCCAAGUGAAGUAAAAUUCAUUGCCACAGUAUAUCCUACUAGUGUAAGUAUGGAAAACAAUACUUCAACAACUGUGACUCGGCAUAAUAUGCAAAGAGGAUAUGUUUCAACAUUCAGAGUCAAUCCAGAAAAAAAACCACGAAUGACUCCUUAUGGCACCACCAUUUAUUCUCAUCAAACUUUAGCAAAUAAACCAAAUUUUAAAUUGGUUACACCUAAAUAUCAUCAUCGUUCAGCACCAUUUCAAAAACAUCAAUUGGUUAACAUUAAUCAACAAAAAUGUAUUGAAUACCCACAAAAUUAUAAUGAGAGUUGUUCACCCAGAAGAAAUAGUCAAAAGCAAAGCAAUGAAAUAGAAACUAUGCCCGUUUUAAACAGACGCUAUUCUAGUGUAAAAUCCAGAACUUCACCGUCUGCAAAAAUCCAUUCGAUAAAUGACGAUCAAUAUAUUUGUGAAGAUGACCAACAAGUGUUUGCAAGAAUAAAUCCAAAUGGUAUGUGUGAAGUAGACAAUCAAAAGAUGAUGGCAGGAAGAGUGACCCAAGUUGAUGAGUGUGAUAAAUACGAUCAACAGGUCAUUGCAGGAAGAUUGCCUCAGGCUGAUUUUUGUGAAGACGAACAGGUAAAGACAGCUAAAGUGAGUCAAGAUAAUAAUUGUAAGGAAGAUGAACAGAUGAUAAGAGAAAGAACGAGUCAAUCUGUAAUUUAUGAAGAUGUUCAACAGGGGCCAUCGACGGCUGAAAGAAGUUUUCAAGGAAAGUACAGAUUUACUUCACAAGAAAUGAAACGUGAAAGCGUAGUUCAAAAAGAGAGAAGCUUUUCUCCCCCUGAAAUAAAGAGGAGAAAAUUGUCAUCAAAUAAAUCUGAAAAGCAAUACUCAGCAAAUGAGAAUUGUGACCCACCGUACCCACAUGAAUCGAAGAAAACUUUUCAACCAAGUGAUGAACAGAUGAUAACAGAAAGAACGAGUCAAUCUGUUAUUUAUGAAAAUGUUCAACAGGGGACGUCAACGGUUGAUAGGAGUUUUCAAGGAAAGUACAGAUAUCUAGAAACUGAUUGUGAAAUCAUACCAUAUGAAGGCAACAAAUUUACUUUACAAGAGAUGAGACGUGAAAGCGUAGUUCAAAAAGAGAGAAGCUUUUCUCCCCCUGAAAUAAAGUUGAGAAGAUUGCCAUUAAAUAAAUCUGAAAAUAAUCAAUACUCAGCUAAUGAAAACAAUUGUGACCCACCGUACCUGCAUGAAUCGAAGAAAAACUCUUGCGAUUCUUCUGUUAGAGAAGCUUUUGAUAAUACUUCAGAACAACGAGUUACUGUACCUUCAGAUGUUACGUUGUUUCAAGAUAUAAAAUCAAUUGCAGAGGACUGGAAUGGAGAAAGCGAAAAUUAUAUGCCAAGAAAGCAAUCUAGUCGACAAAGAAUAGAAAAUAUUGAUAACGAUUCAGUAAUAAGAACGACGAAUAAUAAAAGCUGUGGAAUAAAUACUUCUGAGUUAGAACGACCAACAGAAGCAUUAUGCGACUGUAAAAGAUACGGCUGUGAUAAAUAUUGUAAUUUAAAAAAGAGAGACAACAGUUCAUCAAUUGCAACUGAAUCUCAGUUAGGUAAGGUAGCGAGUAAACCACACAGUGAAACAACAGAAAAUAACCCUACCAUAUGUAAUGUUUCCACUGAACAAAACCAGUUACAGAUUAGAAAACAAAAUAACUUCUUCCGAGUACAAAAGAUGGUUAAUUUUGCCCAACAAAAGUUUUUAACUUCAAAAAACUUAGAAGAAAGCACAUGCAAAAUUAAUUUCUUAUCUUUUCCAAACAAAAUGGCUAAAGAUAAAAGAUCCAUUUAUAAACUCUCUUCAACCAGUACCACUGAAUUGAGUGAUUCUGAGUUAACAGAUAUGCCUGUUCAGCCUUACGAUACCACACAUGCGUCUGUAUGUGAUAAACAAUCCCAAUGUAAUUCUGUCAUUGCUGAAAAAAGUCAGGUACUUUUUAAGUUGAGCAGCUUGGAUGCUUCAUAUCCUCUCAAACAGAACAAAACUGCAGGUACGCUUUGUCAAACAGAGAUUCUGUCGGAUAGAAAAAGUGACUCAAAUCCAAUAAAUUCACCACCAAAAAUUGAAGAGGAUUUAUGUCUUUAUGGUAAUAGUAAACGAUCCACAUUGAAAUUAAAAUCUCACUUUAUGUGCCAAACGGAAAAUAGACCUAUUCUUGAACAAAAUGAAAAAAAUAAAGGAAUGGUUGUAAACCCAGUUGUAGAAAGUCCAACUGUAAAUUUUGAAAUUUCAUCAAAUGACAAACUGUUAAUUACUACAUUUACACAGUAUGAAGCAGACACAGGCAAACCAGAUAACCCAGCAAAUCAAAUGGAAACAGUACCGUGUAAAAAAACAAAAGAAGUUAAAACAAUUAGUACAGAAACCAGUACGGUAUAUCAAUACACAAAACUUAGUAAACCCCCUGCAGUGGAGAAAGUUGACAAAUGUGAAAAUACUAUGCUUAAGUUUAACAUAAAAAGCCCAAAAUUAACAAAUUCAUUGACAAUUUACGAUAAACGUAUUAAAAAAGACCAUUUAAAAAGUCAAGAGCAUCACACAAGCAAAAUUAAUAGUGAAGUCAAAUCUAAUAACAAUCCUAUAGUGUCAAAUGUAUCUAUUAAACACCAAGAGACUAAUACAGAUAAAACUUUUGGCUGCAAUGAACUUAAUAAAGUUUGCACUAAUAAAGAAAAUUCAGAAAAAGUAGGAAGAGCUUGUACAUAUGUUAACACUUCUACUAGCAUGGAAGAUGAUCUUUUAGAAAGGUAUACUUCCUAUGGAAAACCUAAAUAUUUAUCUAAUUCAAAUGUUUUUCUAAUCAAGAAUUUGUCGAAAAGAUGUCGACCCAAAGAAUCAUUAUUAAAUCAACGUAUGAGAAAAAGUACUAUGUACAGACUGAAAGAUUCAAUAGCAAGUAAAUGUAAACACAAACGUAAACAUAAACACAAACAGAAACGCAGGCGUAAAUCCAAAUGUACUUCUUUAAAUACAAUUGAAUUGCUUUGUACCGACAAUAAUGUAAAUGAUAUCAAUAAUGAUUGUAAUUUGGAAAAUAUCAAUCGGUUCAUGACAAACUCAGUCUGUUGUCCUAUAAACAUUGGAAAUUCGAAUGGUGGCAAUUUACCACAUUUUACCAAUCAAGAACUACCGUCAGAUUGUGUAAAUACUGAAAAUAAGUUUAAUAUACCACAUAGCUUUAAGAACUAUGUUUCCACAUACAUAAACCAAAAUAUUUUGCCAAUGUUAUUAUCCAACAAUUUAAUAAAUCUUGACCAAAUAAAUCAGAAAGUAGUCCAAGAUGCUAGAGAAACUUUAAUGAAUAAGUUAUUUCCUGAAGAUUGUGAGGAUAAAAAAAAUGUCAAUUUGCAUGACACAACAGAUAAUCAGUCAUUAAACAAUAAUGGAACUUCACUAAACCCUGAUAUUGAUUCCAAUAAACAAAAUAAAUCACAGUCAAAUUCAUUGCCGUCAGAAACAUCAGAUAUUGUACAUAAUACUGAUUCCAAAGCAACUGUGAAUUUUGUGGUUAUGAAAGACACAAAAGAAGGAUAUGCUGCAGAUUUAGUAAGUAGUACUUCUUUCUCAUUGAAAAAGAAUGUUAAACAAAGCAAAAGUGCAACAUCCAUGUCUGUUAGUUCAAAACACAGCUCAGACAUUAUCAAAGUUACAUCACACCAAAAUUUAAAAUCUGCCUCUGGUUUACAAUCUGAAAAUGAGUCGAAACAUGGUAGAAUUGAAAAGAAGAAUGUGAAGCCCAGUUCACACGAUAGCAUAACUCCCAAACCUAAUGCCAAAUUAAUAAACUACAACAAACUUAAGAAAAUAAUUGCAGAAUAUUCAAGUCGAAAUGUCUGCAAGGGUGAUUCCACCAAAAAAUUCCCAUCUGAUCAUGCUCGAGAAAGAAAGCAUUCUGUAACACCAGGUCAUAUCAAAUUAGGUGAAACGGAUAGUAUUACAAAAAAAUAUGGUUUUCAAAGGAGUGAGAGUAACAACUCUAGAAAGGUGAAUACAAUUGGUAAAAACCUGUCAAAGCAGAAGUCGACGUCAAUAGAGAAUACAUUUAAUAAAUUCCAUAGCUCUAAAUCUCAGUUCUCGUAUAGAAAGCCGAUCAAAGAACUGCCUGCCGAAUUAUCCAUGUACAAGCCACAAAAUGAUGCAAAACUAAAUAAAUCAUCAAUGACGCAACAUUUCAACAAAUCUUCCCUAAAUAAUUACAAAGAAAAAACAUUACAAGCAAACAAAAGUGGUAAAAUUUGUGGUAACAAUGGAAAGACUGUAAAUCAAAAGCAGGAUAGUACAAAACAAAAAUCUAAAAAUUAUUGCAAUCCUCAUCUAAAAGAUUAUAACUCCCUAUCCUUCAGGGAUUAUAUUUCUAAACAGCAAACAAUCUGUGAAGCAGAAGUAGCUAACAUGCUGAAAAUUAUGUCUAAAAGAAAUGGUAAAGUUUUAAAUAAACAUGAUUUAAAAGGAAAUAGCAGAUUUUGGAUUUCAAAUUGUCAUGUCAAACUACUGAAAUCUAUUAAAAAACUGUACUCAAAUGAUUUCAAUUCUGACCAUAGUACAGCAGAAUUGAAGAAAAAAUUAUUUUCCAAAGAUGCUAAAGAAAUUCUAAGGAAGAUUGGAAAGGGUAAAACUGAUAGAUCAGAUCAAACUGAGGCUUGUAGCAAGCAAAAGGGUGGAAAUAGAUACAGUCAAACUUCCAAAGAAAAUGACUUUACUCUUCUGGCAAUGAACAAGAGAGGUAAAUACAAUAGUUUUCUAAAACCUAACAUUCAUACAAAAAAGCUAUUGAAGGAAAAUUGUAUUCAAAAUUAUGAAAAUAAAAAUACUAAUCCUUAUGAAGAUACCGAUCAACUUAAAAGAACUGAUUCUAUAAAAAAGUUAAAAAUGUGUAUUGAACAAAUAGAAAAUAAACUACCGCACUUUAUCAUCGAGAAAAAACAUAAAGUGAGUGAAAAUAAAAUACAGAGAAAAAGGGAUAAGACCUUGCAAACACAUUCUGUUUCAUUGAACACCACUAAAAUACAAACAGUUUGUACUUGUAUUCAGAACUAUGAAAUGCAUGAAAGUGACAUUCCCAAUAAUAAAACAAAGUUAGAAGCAAAUCCUUUGAGUAAGCGUGAAAACAUAGUUGAAUCUUCAACAGAGGACAAAGUUGGAAUAAUUCAAACUGAUAAUCUUAACCAUGACGAGAGUUUUAACUUUUUUGAAGAUUCAAUCAAUGCCAAGAAAGUCACUUCAGAUAAUAAAAUAAUUAAAUGCAACAAAUCAGAUAUCAAGGGUAACACUUAUAUGUUGAAAACUGCAGAAGUGCAAACACAAGUUGGCGAAAUUGCAGUACACCAAAUAACAACAAUUGAAAAUUACGAUGUUGAUCAAAAAAUGAAACCUAUACUUAUAGAAGAAUUGGAAAUGCUUGACCAAUCAAAUAUUUCAACAUCCAGGCAAAGAAUAAGGCCCCCUCUAACAGCACAAGAUUUUGAAUUAAGCGAAAAAAUGCCCUUAACUAAGUCAUUUUCUUGGAUAAAUAAUCUGAGAGGGUUCGAUUCAAAAGAGAAAUUAACCAGCAAAAAACUUUCGGAAGUGCUUUGCAACGUGGAAUCUAAAACUAUAGAAGAGGAACUGAAUCAACAAAUAGAAAAAACUAAUUUAGCAACGAGAUCCGAGAGCCCAGCAAAAGCAAAGCUUAUUACAAGACAAAGAAGUAAAACAACCUGCAACAUUAAUGAAUCAAGUUUAAAAUUCAAUAAAGAGGAAUCAAAAUUAAUGCGAGAUGAAAGAGAAAGACUGGAAAUAAAAGAAAGUAAUGAAAAACAGCAGAGUCGUCAAUCUUCAUCAAUUGAAAAUCAACUUGCCUUCCUGCGUCAAAGAAGAGAAGACUACAUCGAGAAAAUAAACAGUGCUCUUAAAAACUGCGAAGAAAAUGCUAAAGUAACAUACGAUUUUAAUGAAAAAUUUCAAGGAAGACAGUCAGACUGCAUAAAAAGUACAUAUAAAACCAGUUUUGAUACAAUUCUUUUAAAUGAGUCAAAGGACAGUGUGACUCCAAUUAUCCCUGAACAGAAAUUAACCCUGUUAACUUUACCGCAUUUAGAAACUCAAGAAGAGACUUCAUCUUUCAUGGAAACGUCUCAAAAGACGGAUAAAAAAGAAACUUCUAACACCUCUGUUAAUUCAAUUAAAGAUAUGGGGUCAUCAACAAAAAUAAAUAGAGAAAAGCCUAGUUCUGAAAACAUUAAAAUUGUAGAAAUUAGGGAGGUUGAUGAUUCAAAUUACCAUCUUGCAAAGGAUUCUUUUAGUGUUAACAUAUUAGCAGAAAUUGUACAAGAGCAAAGCGAUAAAGCUUUAAAUGAAGCUGACCAAAGUGACAAACAUGUUGAAAAUAAAAACAAUGAUGAGCAAAACAGUGAAAAUGUUGAAUAUCGUACAAGUCAAAAUGAAACAAUCAAUUAUUCCCAAAUUCUUAUCAGUGGUGAACAGAGUAGGGAAAACAUCCAAAAACCGUUACUGAAUGAAGAAAAUAAUAUCUGGCAAAAUCAGAAAAACAUAAUCGAACAAAUAAAAAACCUUAGUAGCAAACAUUCGCAAAACCUGGUAAGUCAGAAUGAACUAAAAGAAGAAUGUAUCCAAAACCAAGGAAGCAAAGAUGAAAAUAUUAAAACUUCACAAGAUAUGAUAAAUCAGAGUGUAGUAGGUUCCAGUCAGUUGAAUAUGCAUGAACAAAAUAGCAAUAAAAACCUAAUAAGCGAUAAUGAACAAAAUGAAGAAAACAUGCAAAAACAAACCAAUAAUGAAACAAAUAUGCACAACCAGGAAUGCAAAGUGGAAGACCAAAACAAAACUAUUGAAAAUCAAACUUGUGAACAUACGCAGAGUAGAAAAUAUACCGAAAAUGAAAUAAACAAGACUGAUCAAAGUUCCAAAGUUGGUUUUCUUAGUCCUAAUACACAAAAAAAUGAAACUGAGGUAGCCAAACAAAUUGAUCAAACUAACUGCCGUGAUAGCAAACAUGAUUUACAAACUGCAGAUAACAAAAAUCAAAAUGUUAGCCAGAAAGUUGAAACAAGCCAAGCUAAUGUAAGUGAUAACUCAAAUCGCACAAACUUUUUAAGUUUUCAAGAAUUCCAACGAGAAAUUAGUGAAAUGAAAAAACGAGUACAAAGAACAAUGAGCCAAGAUAGGGAAAAUAAACCACUUACAUGCAAAUCGGAUGAUCAUGAAAAUCCCUUACCAAGUGGUAAGACUAUUGAAAAUGAUGUCCCAGAAUCAUUAGAUUCUAUUCAAUUUUGGAAACAGAGUCAAAAUAAAAACUUUGCUAAUAAUAAAGUUAAAAAGCCUUUAACAAGCAGUAGUAAUGAUGAUUUAAAUACAACCAAAGCCAAAAAUUGUGAUAAAGUCAUAACUGAAGAUACCAAAAGCAAGGAAACUGAUCACCAACCUGUUAUAAUGACUCCUUCAGAGUUUAAAUCAAGAACCGAAAGAAAAAAAUUAUCAAAUACUUAUAAAUCAUGUAGAAAAGAUGAAAUUAUAAACAGUGAUCCGAUGACUAGCCAAGGGGUUAAGAAAACCGAGAGCUCGCUACAAACAAGCAAUUUUACUUUUCCAUUAGUUUCACAAUUACCUUUUGAGCAUGAAAAACAGGACAGUGAAGAAGAAAGAAAAAACACUGACAAAAUAAAUUCUGUAAAUUCACAACCACUGAUUGAAAUUCGUAGAAUUAACUCGAAAAAUAUUUUAACAGAAUUAGAUAUGUAUCACAAUAGCAUAGCCAAGUGGCAAAUGACACCAAGUAUUGAAGAAAUUAUGAAAAACUCUAAAGGCACAGGAUCUACUUCGAGAAAACGGGUUGAUAAGUCAGCACUGAAAGAGCGAACAAAGGAAGGGAAAAUAAUCAAACGGAAAACAAAUAAAUUGAAAAGUGAUGGUCAAAAACAAAUCGUAUCUAAAUUAAAUGCACAACAAAAAGAAAAAGUUCACGAAAAGGCUAGAAAAGGGUUUACCAUGCCUAUAGAUUCUAGAAAAGAUUGCAACAGCUUACCGAUUAAGUGUGAUUCCUAUAAAGUUCUCAUAGUUACUAAUGCGAAGCACAAAGAGCCCGGUACAAGCAUUGUUCAUGAGACUAGAGUUAAAGGAAAACAUAAGGUUGAGGUAGCACAAAAAGGAACUGUAAAACCUCAUUCAAAGCUGACAAAACAUGAAGACAGAAAGCUCUUGUCACCAUCGCCUGCCAGGGCAAAAUCUACAGACCGAUCUACUCCAAAAGGUGAUUGCAGUCGUGGACUAUCUCAGCAAACACCUCCAAAACUAAUGCCUUUCGAGCUCUAUAAAAUAAAUCAAUUUUUAACUCUUGAUAACAACAAGAAAAAUUUGUCAAAAACUUCAGUAGAUUCUUAUUUGAAGUUAUUACGACAACUGUCUACCACUAUUGAAGAUCUUAUUACUCUUAUGAAACUCGCAUUUAAAAAAGAAAAUGUAAAACUAAUCAAUAAAUUCUAUUCGAGGUCCAAAAACCAAUAUAUCAAAGAAAAAUCAAAGCAGCUGUAUAAGCAUUUAGUGACUGCGGACACUAAAAAAAUUACAAAACAAAAAAUGUGCGGUGACUAUGAUGCUGCAACUAGCACUUCAUCACCAAAGACAAUGUCUCUACCUGCUAAGAAUGAAUCACAGAAAAUUAGUGAUUCAGCACUUAGGGUGACAAAGACUACACUUGAGUAUGUGUAUAAAGAGCUAACAAUGUUGAAGACACAAAUCAACCAAACAAUGUUUGUUGAAGUUCGGAACCAAAUAGCAAGCAAUAAAUCUCUCAGUAAAUCUGAGAAUGAAAAAAUGGUUCAAGCCAUUGACUUAGAGUUGAAUAAAAUAAAAUCACUGGGAAAUCAAAUUGAUAUGCUUUCACGUGACCUGAAGCAACGGAUAGAGAUGGAAGGAGAUUUGGAUGAAUUUCAUACAAGGCUUGAAAAAAGUUAUGUUUCCAAGUUUGAACACGAAUGCACAAAACUCAGUCAGGAUGAGGCGAUGAAGAAAUUGAAACACGAGGCAAUAAUAGAGACUAAAACCCAACUAAACGAUAAGCUAAAUGAAAUCAACAAUCUUAUUCAGCAUCAGAUCCAAGAGCAAUCGCGUCAAGAAAAAGCAAGGAGCACCAGUGAAGUGUCAUUGAGGAAAAAAUUAGAACAUAUUGGCGAAGUCUUGCAGACGGAACUGAAUAAUAUUCAAGCAGUUUUGGCAGGAAAUCAAGUCGAUCUGAAAGAAAAUAAUGAAAAAAUUAAGGAAGACAGUAAAAAUAAGUACGUGCACAGGAAAAGAAAUAUGUUCGAGAAGACUUGUUCACUUGAUGAGAGAAUUGAGAAAGGCCCCUUUAAGCCAUUAGAAACAUCUCCAAAGCAUGGAAUUGGAGGGAAUGUUGUAAAAGCCAAACAGUCACUAGAGGAAAAAAUGAAUGAAGAUCUAAAAGAGAAAUAUUUGAAAAAGAAGUGAUGUACCAACUAUGCAAAUGUGUGAAUCGUGAAACAAUAAUUUUUUUUGUUUUCGCCCAUGUACACUUUUUUUUUUCUUUUGAUGUUUCAAGCAGUAAAUAAAAUAUAUAAAACCAAUUAUCAUAAAUUCAACAGUUCAAUUAUAAGAUAAUCAAUAUUUAUAUUUUAAUCGUAUACUUAGUAGAAUAAUUAUGAAAUAGUUUUAGUGUGAAAUUAGUAAUUUAUUGUGAGAUAAAAAUUUCCGAGUUCACUUUUUGACUAAUAAGUGAACUUAACAGUACAUUUGAUUUAAGCCGUUAAAUUUUUAGAUGGCGCAAGAAAUAAUCCAACAGGCUGAUUCCUCGUACUUUGUAACAAUGUUUCAUAGUCUGGAGUAAUGAUAAUCAUUUAAAUUUUUGUUGAACCGAUUAAAAAGAAAAUCUAAUUAUGGCAAUAUUUUUGACAUUCACUUAGUAAUUCUUAUUAGGCAAUAGUUUAAGACUAAUGUAGUUUUUGACAUUAGGGUUAGAUCAAUAUCACCAUUUUACUUCAAUUUCAUGUAUAGUAACUAUUAAUCAAAUGUUUAACAUGCUACAAUGGUAAAAAUACUAUAAAAAUAAUCUAAGUAGAUAAUAUGAAACUGUAUUUAACUCUAUGAAACUAAAUUACAUUUUUUUUAAAUAGAUGUGAUUGAAUUCAGUGAUAUGUGUUAAAUAUUAUUAUUACUUUUAAGUACUAACACAGGACUUUAAAAAUGUCUUCUAGUAAUAUGCACAUAGUAUAGUUCCUUUUUGUAAAUAAAUAGAUGAUAACGGGUCGUUUUUAUAUUUGUAUUGCAAGAUAUAAAUUCUUAAGUCAAAUCCUGUUUCUGAUAGUUGUGGAUUGUGUUUAACAAUAAUUUAAAAUAUUCUACAGUAUUGUAGGACCACUGUUUAUACAUAUUAGAGUUAUAGCACAAUUUAUUUAUAUAGUAUUUUGUUAAAUAUAGAAACAAAAUUUUUAUUUUAUAUAUUAAAAACUCCAUUGUUUUUCUGAAUAGAAAGGGGUUUCAUGUAUUGAUGAGCACAUUGUGAUCUUGUUUGUUAAUAUUAUUUAAGAAAUAUUAAGUAUUCCAUUUUUCUGAAACAAUUUUGAUAUAGCUUUUGUUAAACUGCGUUAAGUUGGAAAUGUGUGGCCUACUAAUUUUGGCCUUGUCCUUUAUUAGCGUUCAAUUUGUUUAUUUUUGCUUGACGUCUUCCAACUUUAGUAUUUGAAAUUAUAUUCGAGAAAAUGUUUUCAAGUGACGUAUAUGCUCAAUUUUGUGAAUUGUUCAAAAUGGUGUUGCUAAUUUAUUUUCCAUUAUACUUUUUUAUUAUAAUAUUUUAUUUCAACUGAAAUUUUUAACUGCUAUUAAUUUGGGAUAUAUUGUUAAAUAUAAAUAGGGAAUAUCUAUUUUAAAUAUUUUUAUAUGUUUAAGAAGGCACAAAGAUUAGAGCAUUAUAUAAAUGAAAGUUAUAUAAAUUUUAAAUCUAUUUUAUUUUUUUAUUUUUUAGAUGCCAAUUCUGACAUGAAUGAAACAAUGAAUCGUCCUUUAAAACAGUUUAAAUGUAAGUUUACUGGAAAAGUCGUUUUAUAUUACAAAUAACUAAGUUACAAAAUUAGAAAAAAAAAGAUUUUUCUGAUUAGGAUUUACAUUUUAUAUUUUAUGAUGUAUAAAAGAAAUUAAAUACAAAAUGUUUUGUGCUCAAAUUGAUAAUUCAUAUCACCAUAACCACACAUAGAUUUUAGUUUAACAGCAUUAAGAAUUAAAUUUAAACAAGUGUACAUAAUGAAAACCUCUUAAUCUUCCCUAUUAAUUAUAAUGGCUAAGAUACAUAUUUUUAAGAAAAAUGUUUUAAAUAUUUCCAAUGUGAAUCGAAUCAGUAUUGUUACUAGCCAAAGACAAAUUAUGUUAAUAAAUAAAAUUUAUUAUCUAGUUACGUAAUACACAGUAGUGAACUGCAAUAGUCAAUGGCAAAGCUAAAAGUAUUUUACCUCCAUAAAAUUGUUAAUCAUGUUUUGAAAUAUAUUUUGUAAAUAGCAUGUUGAUUAUGAAGUUGUAGCUCAGUCGUACAUGCAAUACAGAAUGUUGUAGUUAAAUAAAUCUCCAAUUAGUAAAUACA
Molecule: messenger RNA, 13378 nt
Organism: Cimex lectularius (bed bug)
Lineage: Eukaryota; Metazoa; Arthropoda; Insecta; Hemiptera; Cimicidae
Product: ankycorbin-like
Exons: 8
Coding region: 121-11259 (3712 amino acids)
Cellular component (GO): nucleus; cytoplasm
Molecular function (GO): protein binding
Source: RefSeq, a predicted model, not a curated record